Messenger RNA from Hirundo rustica (Barn swallow), 2568 nucleotides. RefSeq names its product PLAG1 like zinc finger 2 (gene PLAGL2). The record is from RefSeq and is a predicted model, not a curated record. Gene Ontology annotation, cellular component: nucleus. Lineage: Eukaryota; Metazoa; Chordata; Aves; Passeriformes; Hirundinidae. The transcript is spliced from 4 exons. The coding region runs from base 313 to 1797 and encodes 494 amino acids.
AAGGCCCCGCGCAAUGGCGCCGCCGGGGCCGGGACCGGAGCCGCGCUUGGCGGGGCCCGGGGGAACGGGGUAGCUUUGAAACUGGCCCAGAUGGCCAGUCUUUUUCGGAGGGAAAGGAGCAGUUCCCUGGUGAAAGUGGCAGAGACUCUCGGGACACCUGCACAGCUCUGGAGCAAGAGAUGAAGAAGUUUUGCUGUUAAAGCAAUUUGGUCACAGGGGGCUCCAACAGAAAACUGCAUCGGGACAACAUCACAGCGAGACGCCCACAGGCUCGAGUUCUGCUUGACAUGGCCAUGUUCUACUAGACCUGCCAUGACGGCAUUUUUUCCCGGUGUUCCCAACUGGAUUCAAGAUGCAAAGCAGGAGGAGGAAGAGACAGGCUGGAAAUUAGUCCCCAGACCGAGAGGUGAAGAGACCGAAAGUCAGGGAAAAUGCCAGUGUGAACUAUCGGAGCCCUCCUUCCCUCACGUGGACAAGCUGAGAACUCACACACUUUCCCAUUCGGAGCAGAGGCCCUACAACUGCCCCCAGCUGCACUGUGGCAAGGCCUUUGCCUCCAAGUACAAGCUCUAUAGGCAUAUGGCCACGCACUCUGCUCAGAAGCCCCACCAGUGCAUGUACUGCGAGAAGAUGUUUCACCGCAAGGAUCACCUUCGGAACCACCUGCAGACCCAUGAUCCCAACAAGGAGGCCCUGCACUGUCCCGAGUGCGGCAAGAACUACAACACCAAACUGGGCUUCAGGCGACACCUGGCCAUGCACGCGGCUGCCAGCGGUGACCUCAGCUGCAAGGUGUGCCUGCAGACCUUUGAGAGCACCCAGGUGCUGCUGGAGCACCUCAAAGCUCAUUCCAGGCGGGCUUCCGGCGGGGCAAAGGAAAAGAAGCAUCCGUGUGACCACUGCGAUCGGCGCUUCUACACCCGGAAGGACGUGCGGAGACACCUGGUAGUGCACACGGGGCGCAAGGACUUCCUGUGCCAGUACUGUGCCCAGAGGUUUGGGAGGAAAGACCACCUGACCAGGCACAUGAAGAAAAGCCACUCCCAGGAACUGCUGAAGAUUAAGACGGAGCCAGUGGACAUGUUGGGUCUGCUCAGCUGCAGCUCCUCUGUGGCAGUGAAGGAAGAGCUGAGUCCUGUCCUGUGUAUGGCAUCCAGAGACAUGAUGGGUGGUAAGAGCUUCCCUGGCAUGCUGCCUGUGGGCAUGUACAGCACGCAUCUCCAAACCAUGCCAAGCUCAGGGAUGCCCCAUUCUUUGGUUCCUAAUUCUCUUCCCAUGGGAAUGAGCUAUCCUCUGGAGUCUUCUUCUCCCAUCUCCUCCCCACCGCAACCUCCUCCAAAGUAUCAGCUUGGAUCUACCUCAUAUUUGCCUGAGAAGCUACCCAAAGUAGAGGUGGACAGCUUUUUGUCAGACUUCCCUGGCAGCCUGUCUCUCUCAUCUGGUGAUCCUCAGUCCUCUUCGCCUCAGCCACCCGCCCUGGAUGAGGCUUUGCUUUCCAAGAGCCCUGCUAACCUCUCAGAGGCUCUCUGUGCUGCUAACAUGGACUUCUCUCAUCUUCUUGGCUUCCUCCCCCUAAAUCUUCCUCCUUGCAAUCCUCCUGUCUCAUCGGGGGGAUUGGUCAUGGGCUACUCGCAGGGGGAGGCGCAGCCACUGCUCACCACUUUGCAACAUCAACCUCAAGAGUCUCCCGGAGCCGGGGCCUCGCUGAACUUUGGGCCCCUUCAUUCGUUGCCCCCCGUCUUCACCUCCAGCUUGAGCACAACCACGCUGCCACGGUUCCACCAGGCAUUCCAAUAAGCUGGAAAUAGCACUGGAGAACAGAUCUUUCAGUCACCCUUUUGUGGAGAGCCUUAAAAACGCACAACUCUUCCUUCCUUGGGGGUGUGAAAGCUCUGGCAGAGCUGGGUCGGGCAGGAGGUUUCUGAUCCCGGAGGGAGCACUUGUAGACUGGAACAGCCGAUAUCCCGUGCGAGUCCCAGUCCUGUACAGCGGAAAGAUUUCAGCUGAUAGACUGGAUAUAUUUUAUCUAAUUUUUAAUCUGUGAAUCAGGAGCCGCGCUUAGCACUGACCUUCCCUGAGAAUGCUGGAGCUAUUUCCUCUCUGGGAAGGGACUGUCCCUCAGAAGGAGUUGAGACUUUUUCAUCCUGGGCUAUACUUUUUAAGAGUCCAGCUUCCAUUUCAUGUUACCACACUGCAAUUCUGGCAAACCAGCCAACACCUCCACAUGGAGAAGAAGUCACGAUACCGCUCUGUAUGAAGCCAAUGGGGAAGAGGCUGUCCUUCCCUGCUACCUCUCAUCCCGUCACCCAACACAGCUUACUCCACAUCAGUGUUAAGCAACAAGCCCGUUUACAUAGCGAAUUCAGCGCCACCUCUUCGGAGCCGUUAGGAUAAACUCGUUACGGUGAACUUUGUUUACACAACACAAAUCUCUUUCUGCCAUUGCAAAAAUAGGAGGCACCAGAAUACACUGGGUUCAUCUCUGGUGUAGCUAGAACACUGUUUACACAAUGAAGUCAGGUUGCACUGAUUUCUCUUCACUUACCAUGUUCUUCCCCCAUGGGGAAA